Messenger RNA from Apis dorsata (giant honeybee), 494 nucleotides. Its product is annotated as decaprenyl-diphosphate synthase subunit 1-like. NCBI's taxonomy places the organism in Eukaryota, Metazoa, Arthropoda, Insecta, Hymenoptera, Apidae. Gene Ontology annotation, molecular function: prenyltransferase activity. The transcript has 3 exons. Gene Ontology annotation, biological process: ubiquinone biosynthetic process; isoprenoid biosynthetic process. The coding region runs from base 18 to 479 and encodes 153 amino acids. The record is from RefSeq and is a predicted model, not a curated record. Gene Ontology annotation, cellular component: mitochondrion; transferase complex.
AAUGGAUUUCUUUUUCCAUGCAGAAUAGAACGAGCGCACGAGAUAGCAGAACAAAUGUCGCAAGGAUGAUGAGCUCUAUGCAAACACAAUUGCCUGGAUCCUUGUACGAUUCGGAUCAAAUUGAUCCGUAUCGACUUCUCGAGGAUGAUCUUAAAGAUAUUUAUGAUGAUAUACGAGAGGAACUCAUCAGGAACACGAUAUAUAAAGAGCUACAAACUAUAGCGACGUAUUACUUCGAUGGUAAGGGAAAAGCAUUGCGGCCGAUGGUAGCGAUUCUCAUGGCACGGGCUAUCAAUUAUCACAAGGAAAGAAAUGGUCUCUUGGAUUCGCAACGACAAAUAGCGAUGAUUUCCGAGAUGAUCCAUAACGCUUCCUUAAUCCACGAUGAUGUAAUCGAUCAACCAGGUUUCCGUCGUGGUAAACCUUCGAUUAAUGUUGUUUGGAGUCGGAAAAAGGUAAGAUUUAAUAAAAAUAUAUAACAUUGAAUUGUAAUA